AUGCCAAUUUCUGUUCCUCACACCGAAGAGCUUUCAUGGUGCAGCAAUCCAGCAACAAAACAGCUUCAGCAGCAGCAACAAAUUCUGAUGCCACCCAACUCCUCGCACCAGAAGGCAACAAACAAGAAUGAUUUGUGUGUAAGACUAUCGAAAUAUGGCUUGUUUGAUUCAUGUAGAUGGAAAGACUUAACAGACACAUGCAACAGUUCUGCUCUUCCGAUGUCCGUUGUUUCAGAAGUAAAACACACUAUUUUGGGUAGCAGAGAACAUAGUACAGUGAAAAAUUAUAGACUAGAAAGUCAUCAAUACGGUUUGCAUUCACUAAGGUCAGGUGGAGCUACUAUUUGUGCUAAUUCUGGUACUAAUGAUAGACUGUGGAAAAAACAUGGACGUUGGCGUUCAGAGACAGCUAAAGAUGGAUAUGUUAAAGACAGUUUGAAACAACUUCAAUCUCUACUUAAUCGAAUGAAGGUUCCACGGUUACUACAUAAAGCAUGUUCUAAACAUUUUAAUAAAUGUUACACGAUAUACGCUAAUGCAGACGGUACAGCAGACGCUGCCGGAAAUGAAUGUUGGGGCAGACGACAGAGACUAGUCUCGUUCCGUUCACACAGCGAAUUGAAACUUGUUCAAUAUUUACUACGGACAUUCAAAAAGAUAGAACGAGACCCUGAAAUCUUUCAGACUGCCUUUAUUCAUUUAAAGACAGAGUUUUAUUACGCAUAUAUCGGCAACCGAAGGGGUUUAGACGGUAAAGGAAAAGUAUACGAAAUUUGGGAAAACAAAACUCCUGUAACUUAUUCAGCUUGGAUUAAUGGAGAGCCGUUGUCAGGUGCAUGUACACGAAUGAGUUUUAAUUUUGCUAACGAAGAAAACACAUGGGAGGCAACUGAUUGUUCAACGUUUACAGCGUUCUAUUUUGUAUGUGAACGGGAGAUUGGAAACUCUUCCAUAGAUAUACAUGAUAAAGUAUACCCCGGCGAGUACAGAGUUACGUUGAACACAACAUUAAAUGGCCAUGUCUGCCAAAGAUGGGAUUCCCAAUACCCUCACCAACAUGUUUUAUCUACAGACGAUUUGUUUCCCGACACUUCUGUAAAAGAUGCAGCAAAUUAUUGCCGAGCUCCUGGUGGAACUGAUAGAUUAUUUUGUUUCACAACUAAUCCAAAUGUACUGAUAGAUUACUGUUAUGCUAAUGAGUUUCUAGAACAAGUAAUACCACUUCAAAGUAUAGAACCGUUAAGUAAUACCGGACAGGCACCAAAAUGCACCGAACGGAUGACAUUUGACAAUGGUACAUUAGUUCAAAGUUCCAAUGACUGUGAUGAAAUAGCUGUUGAAGAUGUGCAAACGAAUGACUUUAUCAUAUGUUCCGUCAGCAGUAAUGAAAAAGAAAAAGGUCAACUAUGCCGCGUAAAAGAAAAUGUAUUAGCCGAUCGGUGUUCUGCAGUACUUCGGCCAUACACCGGAAAUCAAAACACAACUGUUUUGGGAAAACCGUGCGUGAAGUGGAGCAUGCAUAUACAUAGUACUGAUCUGCCAGACACUGAUUCAAUAUAUGCUUCAAAUUAUUGCCGGGAUUAUACCUCUUUGGGAUUUAAUUGGUGCUAUACGUCAUUUCCGGGUACAGAUUGGGAAAUAUGUGACGUUAACUAUUCAGGACCAUUAAAAAGAACUACAACCAGUAUUGACGAAGCGCAAAAGUUCAAAUGUCAUAGUGGUAACACUAUAGAAGAAUAUAAAAGAUGCAAUGGCGUUGUUGACUGUGAAGACACAUCGGAUGAAAUUGACUGUCCACAAAGAGCUCAUCAACUUUUAAAAAAUAAAAUUUUCGAGAGCAUCAUUCGAUCACCCGAAAUUGACUCCGGUUUGUUAUUUAAAUGUGGAAGUAAGGAAUGGAUUUUAUAUCUGGAACUUUGUAAUGGUAUUGUGGAUUGUGAAGACGCUUCCGAUGAAAGAAACUGUCCUAAGAAAGCCUUAGCAAAAGAUGGAUGCUCACAGGAUCAGUUCACUUGUGGCAAUGGAGUUUGUAUUCAUGUUAGCCUUGUAUGUAAUUUUAUCCAGGAUUGUGCAGACAACUCGGACGAACACUGUGAUUUUCAAGAGUGUGAUGAAAAUGAAUAUAGAUGUACAAGUGGUCAAUGUAUUCAAUCUGAUCAAAGAUGUGAUACUUUCGAAGAUUGUUUGGACGGUUCUGAUGAGGAAAAUUGUCAAACCUGCAGUUCAUCAGACGUGUUUAACUGUGACUUUAUAAGAUGUAUACCAGGACGACUUGUCUGUGAUGGUUACCCAGAUUGUGAAGAUAAAGCUGACGAGACAUCUUGUAACACAAACAAUUUUAAAACAUGCAGGGAUUUAUGGGAAGCCGGAUAUAGAGACUCAAAAGAGUACCAAGGUUUGUAA
Messenger RNA from Ruditapes philippinarum (Manila clam), 2403 nucleotides. RefSeq lists its product as uncharacterized. Gene Ontology annotation, biological process: DNA integration; DNA recombination. Bases 1 to 2403 code for a protein of 800 amino acids. Gene Ontology annotation, cellular component: plasma membrane. The transcript has 14 exons. Gene Ontology annotation, molecular function: DNA binding; protein binding. NCBI's taxonomy places the organism in Eukaryota, Metazoa, Mollusca, Bivalvia, Venerida, Veneridae. The record is from RefSeq and is a predicted model, not a curated record.